UUACAAAUGAGUUUUCUUUUUCAGACGUAUGCUAUUUAGUUUUUCCUUCUUCAUGUUCUUUUACAACAUUUUUAUUGGAAUAUUGUCAUGUAUGCUGCGGAUAAUAAAAUCAAUCAUAAUAGGCACCAUAUUUUUGCCUCGGCUAGAUAUAAGUCCCUUACCAAGGCGAUUUCAAAUGCUAGAUCCAGGGUUUGCCAAUUAUUGUGGAUUUAUUCAUACGGAAUGUUCCCAUACGAACCCAGUGAUGAUAAUGUUCCUUCGAAUACUCAUGGAAAACACUGAAAAGCAUAGACAAACUGAGGUGAAAAUGAAAAAAACUGUUGACAUAGAGGCAAAUGGAUUAUCGAUACAGGCGAGGACAAGGGCUCGAACUAAUUGGUAUUUGCUUUACACUUUACAUAAUAAUCCAACAAUUCGAGUUUACAGGAAAAGUUAUCUGGAUUAUGUGAAACAAGUGCAAGAGCGUUUCGCCAAACAAUACAAAAUGAACAAAUCUUCAAUCGGAAAUCUAGUUAAACAUGUUAACAAAUCACUUGUAAAUGAUGAAACAGUUUCUGUUGACGAUGUUUCAGUGUUGACAAAAGCUGAAGCUGGAUUUGGAUUAACGAAUGUUGACCAUUGGAAAGUUUUGUUUGCUGUAAAUAAAUUCUUAAAGAAGGUACAAAAUGAUGACUCUGAGAAUUCGCCGGAAAACGCAUAAGUCAAACGCACCUGAACAAGACGCUUUAACUUUUUUUAUAAUUUAUUUUGAGUUUUUUAAAAUGUACUGCUACAAUUUAUUGUAUUGGUCUAUCUGUCUUUUAUGCGACAUGCUAAAUCAAGAAUUAUCUGCAUGUUAAAAGAUCUUUUUUCGUAUAAUUGCUUAUUCUUGACGAAUGCUUAUUGUUCUGUAUGUUAUGCAUAAUGUUUCCUUUCUUCAUAAUUUGCUUGUUGUUACACACGAUAUACAGACAAAUCAUUUAAAAUCAUACUAAUUGUUGUUAACAGUAUGCCCAAGACAUAUAUAUUUUUCUGGUCCUUCAGAAUAAUUGAUUCCAGCUUUUGAAGUGUUAAAAAUUAAACACUGCUCAAGUCGAUGUCAGAGCGUUUGAGUGAUUUUGCACAUUUUCAUUAGAGGCUGCAAUUUUCAUGUAAUUUUGCCCAUUUUAAUGCUUCCGAGGGAUCACUUUUUUCAGAUAUUUAAACAUCACAACAACAGGAGUCAUGUGCCGUGUGGCAGCCGUCGAAAUUUUCCCCGUACUUCACCUCAGUGUUGCUAUAUUUUUCUGGUCCUUCGGGAUAAUUGAUUUCAGCACUUAAGUGUUUAAAAUUGAAUAUCGCUCAAGCCGGUGCCAGUUGGGUGUUAGGGAUGUUGCCCUUUUUUAUUAUCCCUAUUGUACAGACUCAAUCAAACCGAGUAUGCAGUUCAUGUAAUUUGUUAUGUCAUUGCUGCAGACAUAACUGAUUCGAUGUUCAUAUAGUUGCAGAACGAUAACUCUGGCUAACCUUAUUUUUAAAGACUGAUCCCCUAUAAGAUACGGUUCUUAAAAUUUAUAUUCCUCUUACAACACUAUGUCACCGCAUUUCAACAACUGUGACGUAAUAGUUUUUAACACCGACCCAAUACAUAUAUCCCGUACCUGUAUAAUUCUAUAAAACAGGUGAGCGGAUAACAAUAAGAAUUUCACUACAACGUUUUUGUUACAAAAAUGCACAGUCUAAUAUUUUUGGUUAAAUCUAUUAAAAUUAUUCAAUUAAGGUCAGAGUAGGGACUUUCAAUAACUAAAGAUAGUUUAAAAUUGACAUUCAUGUUAUAUACAUAUGGUUGCUGAUUUGUACCAUCCAUGUUUUCGCCCCGAGACCCCGCCAAGCGAAAAGUCAAAAAUUAACAAGUUAGAAUAGCGGGGGCGAAGUUUAAUAGAAAAACUUUGAGUAUUGAUUUGUGUGAGUUAUUCCGUUUAAGUAACUUCUUUGAGUACAUCAGAGAAUUCAAUGAGUGUUUAAGUAAAACACAUGUUAACGACCUCCAAACAUCGUUUAAUUUCAAUUUUAAGUGCUAGUGCAUUUGUUAGUUUCCAAAAUAUAUCCUUGGUGAUUAAUAAUUUGCUAAGCAACAGAAUUUUAGGAGUGUUUAGUUAGCAUAUUUAGAGAAACGAAAUGGCAUCACAAAAUGUUAUCUCACACUCUCAACAUAAUUUUCAAUUUUAUUUCAUUUAUGAAACACUUGUAUACAUAAUUUCAUUAAAUGCGUAAUGCGACUUGUCAAUACCCGAAUACAUCCGAAUACAGCUAAAUAUUAUUGUAUUGUUACGCACCGUCUUAAAUGAAAAUGACACAUUUGAUAAAAUAUAUAAAGCAGAAUGUAAUUGUAACCUUUUAAAAAGGAUAAAAGUAAACUUAUUUACAGAAAAGUUAGUAAUUUUACAACAAGUUUACCCAACAUUUAUGUUAUGGUUCAGAAUUGUACACUUUUUAGGGGAGUUAACGUGUAAACGGUCGGAAAGCUCAGUCGGGAGAGCAGUGGUACGGUAUUUCGAGGGUCCAGGGUUCGAGUCCCAGUCUAGUUUCACACUUUUCUCACACUAUCACAUUUGGCGCCUUUUUUCUCUAGCGUAAACUAUAGAAAUAUAUUUAUCAAAGUGCAUUAAUACAGUCCCCGUCAGGCUGCAUAUUUUCUCUCCUAAAUAGUGAACAGUUCUGAAUCGUGUCAUUCUGUUAAUUCCUUUUUCUAUAUUUGUACUGAAGUACAGAAUUCAGACAGGAAACGACUUUUAUAGAUUAAGAUAUAGCUUUAAUUUCGUGUGACAUUUGGGUUACAAAAGGUAUUGUUGAUACUGAUAAUGUUCAAGGUAGAAAUAUUGUCUGGAGUAGGUAUUUGGUUGUAUGUAAAUUUCACUUUCACUUUAAACAUUAGCAGUAUCAACAGAACUUUUGAAACCCAAACAUCUUUCGACAUUAUAGCAGUAUCACAAUCUAUGAAAGUAAGUUGUUUUCUGUUUUUAUUCUGCACUUAUGUACACUAGCUUUUAAUAUAUAUAAAAGAACUCUAAAUGAUUUUAACCUAUGUAUAUGCAGGUGAAUAUCCGUCAAAACUAUAUGUGUCGUGUUUAUAGCCGAAUGUUAUUAAUCUGUGUAUGUUGACUGCAUUCUUAUUCAUACAUUUUAGUUUUGUCUUUCUUCUAUGUAUAUUGAUUUGCAUACAUGACUGUAAAAUUUCAAAUGUAUGCACGCCAAUGUAAGGAAUAGUAAUGAAAAUUGUUAAUGCUGAAAUUGAAUCAUUGUUUUUGAUUUAAGACUUGUGGAAAAUGACAAACUAUUGUGUAGAAGGUAGUAUUCAAUACGUACUUUAUAAAAGUGUCAAAUUGUUAGUUUUAAUGUUUUAUGACAUAUGCUUAGUGAAAAAUCUUUUUAUAUUUCAUAAAUAUAAUAUGUUCUGUGUGAUGGGUAAAGCCAAAAUGCUUACGAAUCUUGUCAACUAAAAUUAAGGAAAUUUUCCCAGCAAAUUUUCCCUGUCCUUUUGAAACAGUAGAGACAGGUGAAUAUAUAACAGGUUUAUCUUAGAAAAUGGCAUUUAUUCUAUUAAUUAUUUUCAUUAUUUUGUUGUAUUUUCUGUUUAAUCAAAUUAUAAGAACGGAGAGGACGACCAAAUAUAAAAGAAUGGAGGCGAUGACUGAUAACAGAAUACGUAACAAUGGAAUAUGAGAACAAAUGCAUACAGCAAACACGGAACAUACAUAAGUACGUUACAGAACAAAGAACUUAACAGAACAUCCAACAGCUCUUAAACAAUAGCAACAAUGAAAUACCACAAUCUGACAAGAAAAAAAAAGAACAGAAAAUUUCGAAAGUGAAACAGACAACAAAAACUUUAAAACAAUUAAAACAAUGAAAAUACGUUAAGUGACAUAACAAAAUAGGUAGACGGAUGAUUGAAAUCCCGCUACUAUUAGACGACAAAAUAAUUGUAAAUACUUUUUAAGUUGUCAGCCAUAUAAAUGAUUUACUUUAUAGCAAAUUCAUUAGUUUUAAGUAUGAUUUUUUGAACUAUCCAAAAAACCCUAUCGAUUUAAAGAAAGAAAAAGGA
Molecule: messenger RNA, 4063 nt
Organism: Ruditapes philippinarum (Manila clam)
Lineage: Eukaryota; Metazoa; Mollusca; Bivalvia; Venerida; Veneridae
Product: stimulated by retinoic acid gene 6 protein-like
Exons: 3
Coding region: 29-700 (223 amino acids)
Biological process (GO): vitamin A import into cell
Cellular component (GO): plasma membrane
Molecular function (GO): signaling receptor activity; retinol transmembrane transporter activity
Source: RefSeq, a predicted model, not a curated record